AUGGAUCAUCAAACUAAAAUAUUGGUGACAAGUAUAACAAAUUUCUAUGAAACCACUUCUGAACCCUCCAGAAGAGAACUGGGCAAUAUUUUGGAGAAUUUUCGGCAAAUUUCCAUUAUCGACAAUUCUAAUCCUGUAAAUGUUCAAUUUUUUGGUGCAGAAACUCUUUACUUUGUUAUUUCUAAAAAAUUUGAUGAAAUUCUUGAAAGCGUUGAAAAUUCAGAAGAAUUAAAAACAUUUUUUCUUCAAAAGUUGUCUUCAAGUGCUCAUUCUUUGGCCCAUUCUGUUUUAAAUAAACUUUCUGCUGGAUUGGCACUUUUUAUUUUGAAAUGUUUACCAGAUAUUUGGAAUGAUCCUAUUAGUGAAUUGCAAUUAUUUUGGUCUUGUCAAAUUGAAUUGCUUUUGAGAGUUCUAGCUGAAAUUUCAACAGAAUUUCAUCACCUCAAUGUCUCUUUAGAUCACCGCCAAAGUAUUAAAACAGAACUACAGAAAUCGACAAAGGAAAUAGUUAAAUUAGUUCAACAAGUCUUGGGAGAUAAUGAUUUGUCUUGUUCUGUACGAAAUGCUGCUGUUGAAUGUAUUGAAGGAUGGUUGAAAUUACCUGGGGCAAACUUGCUAGAUUUUCUUUCUGUUUUCGAUGCUUUAUUUAAUAAUAUUAGUAAUGACUACUUGGGUUUAACUCGUAUUCUCGAUACAAUCAAAUCAAAUGAUGAAUUGAGAAAUUUACCUCGUCUUUUAUGGCAAUUAAUUAGUGCAUUAACUCAAAUUAUUUUACCUCAAAUAUUAAUGGAAUUGGACUUUUCACAAAUUGGGUCUGAACAAUUGAUGGAAAAAAUGGAAGAUUUAACACCGUUAAUUUGUACAAUUGUUGAAUUUGGACAUGAAUAUGCAAAAAAUAUUGUUGAUUUUGUUUGUAAAAAUUUUUAUGAGCCGUUGGUUGUUGAAGUUUAUUCAAAACUUUGUGCUUUCUUUUUGUACAUUUCAACAUAUCCUGGUUUAUAUCCAAUUCAAGAAUGUAUUUCUGAUUUACCUGAACCUUGGUGGCGUUCUUUAAGAGAAGAAUUACUUCAAUUGGAUGAAAGUUUCAAUUGGAGUUCAAAUAAAUUAAUUUUGAAAAAGCAAUCAAUAAAAAUAUAUUUACAAUUAUUAGAAUCUGUUUCUACAAAAUUUAUUUAUUCUGAACAAAUAAAUUCUUUAAAUAAAGAAAAUUUUGAAAAAUUCGAAAAAUAUAGAAAUUUUGAAAGAAGUGAUGUUUGUAUUAAUUCUAUUCAAAUUGCACCAAAAGAAACUGUUGAAUUAUUGGCAAAUAAAUUGAAAGCUUCUCUAGAUAAUCGUGAUAUUGUUGGUAUGGAAUCAGUUAUACAUCUGUUGACAGAGGCUGCCGAUUUUUUACAAUCAAACCAUUUGGAAAUGUUUUUGCCUUCCUUUUCUCAGCAUGUUAAUUUAGAAGAAUGGGAAUUACUUCAAAUAUCAAAAACUGAUUUGUUUUACUUUUCUAAAACAUAUUUACGAUUUAUUCGAGCAAUUGAGCAUUUAUUAAAUAAUUGUUUUGAUAGGAAAUGUGCAAUUCCAAAUAUUGUGAAAAAUAUUCUCACAAUUUUAAAAUUGUCUGAUUUGAGCAAAUCUUCUUUUGAAACGUUAAUUGUGCUUAUGAAAAGUAGAGAAGAUUAUAUUAAGAGCGUUAUCGAUCAAAUAAUUAUUGGUUGCUAUACAUAUUUUAUCGAUGAAUCUUAUUCUGCUGAUUUGCGUAUUUUUUCUAUUCGCUGUUUUGGAACUGGACUUUCAUUUAAGAAUAAUCAAACAAUUAUUGAAAAAGUUCAACAUUUAAUAUUUCCUUGGCUUAAAGAAUUGAAAAAUUUAUCAAAUCAAACGCCAAAAACGGAGGGGUGGUUAGACAGAAUUAAUUUUGAAUUGAGUAUUUUGGCUAGUUUAUUGGCUACUUUACAUAAUUCAAAUAAUUCUUGUAUAGAAAUUGAAUCGCCUGUUAAAUCUAUUUUAAAACAAUCUUUGCCUCUUUUUAAUAAUUUACUUUCUGCAAUUGAAUAUCCUUCUGAAGAAAUUAUUGAAAAGAUUUGUGCAGUUUUAGAAGCGGGAAUUUUAUCUUUAUAUACAAAUGUUUCACCUCUUCUUGAAAAUUAUUUGAAUUUUCUCGAUGCUAUAAUUACAAGUAAUCCUGUGCCUGCUUGUGAAUUGGCUAAAAGACUUUUUUUAACGUUUCAUAAAAAAUCAGAUGAAACUCCAAUUUUAAUUAAACAUUUGGCUGGUUGGUUCUUUAACCGAUUUUCUUCCAUUUCCAAUAAUCCACAAAAUUCAAAUUUUCCUAAUUUAUUGGAUGAAAAAUUAGUUGAAUUAGCAAAUCAUAUUUUUAAAAAAUUUUGGAAUCCAAUUUUUGCUGCUGGAUUAUCUGAAGAGAUUGUGUAUUUUGUGUCACAAUUUAUUCAAAGUGCUUGUUUUAUUUUGGCUGAGGUAAUUGAAAUAAGUCGAGAUGUUUCAUUAACACAAGAUUCACUUCGAACAACAAGUUUUUUCUUUAAAAAAUUUUCACAAAAUGAUAAUCGUGUGUUAAUGCAAAGUAUUGAAAUUGUUGCUGAAAAAAUGAUUUCUGCUGUUUUUAUGUCUAUACAAAAUGAAUCUAUGCUUUCAACUAAUGUUAAUUAUAUUGCUGAUAUUCUUUUCUUUUUUGCUAGUAAAUAUCCUUUACAAACAAGAACAAUAAUUCAACAAUUACCUAAUGGUAAUUCCCAAAUUGUGCAAUUAAUGUUUUCUUCUCCUUUAUUAAAAAAUUAUCGGCUUCGUGUGUUGCAAAUGCAUCAAGAAAUUCUUCACAGAAUUUAA
Meloidogyne enterolobii is the source of this 2835-nucleotide messenger RNA. NCBI's taxonomy places the organism in Eukaryota, Metazoa, Nematoda, Chromadorea, Rhabditida, Meloidogynidae. The record is from the annotation of a GenBank genome assembly.